AUGAUGAGAGGCAAAGGUGAUGAACGAUUUGCACUCUCUACAUCUGCGCCUACUGACACUGCUGCUAUAACUGAAAGUGCAAAAGUAAAUAAGGAUCAACCCGAUGGUGCCGCUGCACCACAAGUUUCAACUGCUGAACCUGAACCAACUAAUCCACAAGUUUCUCUAUUUGGUAGAGAAACUGGUUCAACAGAUGUUACUGAAGCAUCAGUUACGAAAGACGGAAAAAUAGUAACGGCUAUCCUCAAUGAUGGUACAACCAUUGUCUUACCACCAGGAACUACAGCUACAGUUAAUGCUGAAGAUCUUACAACAGUUGCUACUGAAACUAUUGAACCAGCUGCGACUGGAAUAGUCGUCGAUGGUACUACUAUUGGUGCUGCUACAGUCGAAGCAGUGACUGCUGAUGUCAAUGGAACUAGCGAUGCUGCAGAUGAAAAAGUAACAAGUGCUGAUCUUGAAACAUCGACUAUUAUAAUUGUCGAUAAUGGUACAGAUAUCUUUACAUCGAUUAAACCAGACGGUAGUGAUAUUGAACAAGAUAAUGCAACAGCUAUUAUUAUUGAAGGAACAACAAGUGUUAAUGAAAAUGUUACUAUCGAUUCCAAUGCAACAACAAUUGCUUAUAAUGAAACAGCAACAGAUAUUAAUAUUGGUCUAACUACAAUUUCAUCAAAUGAUACAACAUCAGAAAAUGAUACCAUAUCGGCAACAACAUCAGAAACAGCAACUGUCGAUGACUAUGACGAUGAAUAUCAAGCAGAUCCUAAAAGAAAAAAGACAACGACACUAAUUACUUUCACAAAUGAUGAAGAAGCAGAAGAUGAUGCAAUUAAUGAUGAUGAUGAUGUCAUAACUAUUACAAGUAAAGAUCGACGAACUGAGAAUAAAACAAUAGCAACGAUUGAUGAUGUUGAAUAUUAUGAUGAUCCAGAUGAAGAUAUUAUUAUCGAAUAUAGAUCUCCAAUUACAACCACUAAGUCAACAACAACAACAACAAUAGAAGAUACUGAAUAUUAUGAUGAUGAGGUAGACAUAGAUGGUGUAGUUCGAAAUAUAGAUACAACCGUAGCAACAACAACAAUAAUAAUCACCACUCAACGAGUGGUGCAUGAAAUAUUAGGAACAGAAGAUGAUGUUGAAUAUUAUGAUGUUGAUGAUGAUGAUGAGAAUGAGAGCGAAGUGAUAAAAGGAAAUCAAACAUUCAAAGAAUCAUUAUAUCCAGAUGUAAAACAUGCUACUACACCUGCACCAGCUCAACCAACACCUUCUAUUCGUGUUGAACUUCGUGUUGUUGUCAGUCCAGAAAUUCUACAAGUACAACGUGGUCAAACAUAUGAAAUUACUUGUAGCGUUUAUGGUGCUGAUGCAAGUACAACUAUUUAUUGGAUUCAAGAAGAACCUGAACGACGUUAUGCUCUUAUUGAUGC
This is a messenger RNA of Adineta steineri, 1430 nucleotides long. The record is from the annotation of a GenBank genome assembly. Lineage: Eukaryota; Metazoa; Rotifera; Eurotatoria; Adinetida; Adinetidae.